UCUGUCUCUGGAUCUUCCUCUGGCCUUCAGCAGGGUGUCUCUCCCCCCCUCAGAAUGUGACUGUAGAGUUUCUGGACUUCCAUGGGAGAGUCCACUGGCUGGCCGGAGCUGGCAACACCAACCAUACCCACUACUCUGUAGAGAUGCAAUCAUGGUGGCAACCCUGUAACUGCAGCAACCCCGUUGCCAUGGCGUGCCCCCUGGACAUUCCGCUGGAUGACCUUUUAAAGAAUUACAACGUCAGAGUGAGGGCGGAGCUGGAAGAGCAGGCGUCAGAAUGGACAUACCUGGAGCACACAGUACAGCCCUACUCAAACAUGUUGAGUGCCCCAGGUCUGAAGUUGUGGGUGGAGAACCAGAGUCUAUGUGUCGAGCUUCAACAUCCUGCUCAGAACAUCUUCAAAUUAUACAACAUCACACUGCUGAAGAAUGUUCAGGAACACAACGCCACGUCCAGACCACACCUACUGCCUCUUGGCCUCAGCCAAUCACUACAGCCUACGCCGUCACAUGACUGCUCAGGGGUGUGUCAACCUGACGAGACACAGGCCAGAUACACAAGGUUAGAUAUAUCCUUUUUACUGUGUGUGUGUGUGUGUGUGUGUGUGUGUGUGUGUGUGUGUGUGUGUGUGUGUGUGUGUGUGUGUGUGUGUGUGUGUGUGUGUGUGUGUGUGUGUGUGCGUCUGUCUUUCCAGGUCAGCAGAGAUUGGUGGGCAUGGCUGUGGGCGUGUUCCUGCUUCUGGCUGUUCUGAUUGGUCCGAUCGCUGUGACACGCUAUGUCCUGAAGAGCACAGACCCCACCCCCACAGCUCUGGUACCCAUCCACUAAGCCAUAAUCAUAAUAUAUGUGUGUUUGCAACAAGAUCUCAUUGUUUCACGGUGAAAUUUGACACAUUAUUGACAAGUAAUUUUUUUGAACCUGUUUAGCUUUCAUUCCAUGUGUUUAGAGGUUUUACAACAGGGUUGAAUCAGAAACACCUUGACAGGUAACAGUUAAGACAUUAAUUCAGACUGGUUAAGAAUAGAACUCAGGUUUGGGAUGAUGUUAAAUAUAUAUAUAUAUAUAUUAUGGUAAUAGCUUCGUGGAGUAAGCUGUUGCCUAUGGCUCUGAGGUUUGUGGGUGUGACCCCAGUGCUAAGCAGUAAGCUGUUGCCUAUGGCUCUGAGGUUUGUGGGUUUGACCCCAGUGCUAAGCAGUAAGCUGUUGCCUAUGGCUCUGAGGUUCGUGGGUUUGACCCCGGUGCUAAGCAGUAAGCUGUUGCCUAUGGCUCUGAGGUUUGUGGGUUUGACCCCAGUGCUAAGCAGUAAGCUGUUGCCUAUGGCUCUGAGGUUCGUUGGUUUGACCCCAGUGCUAAGCAGUAAGCUGUUGCCUAUGGCUCUGAGGUUCGUGGGUUUGACCCCGGUGCUAAGCAGUAAGCUGUUGCCUAUGGCUCUGAGGUUCGUGGGUUUGACCCCAGUGCUAAGCAGUAAGCUGUUGCCUAUGGCUCUGAGGUUUGUGGGUUUGACCCCAGUGCUAAGCAGUAAGCUGUUGCCUAUGGCUCUGAGGUUCGUGGGUUUGACCCCAGUGCUAAGCAGUAAGCUGUUGCCUAUGGCUCUGAGGUUUGUGGGUUUGACCCCAGUGCUAAGCAGUAAGCUGUUGCCUAUGGCUCUGAGGUUCGUGGGUUUGACCCCGGUGCUAAGCAGUAAGCUGUUGCCUAUGGCUCUGAGGUUUGUGGGUUUGACCCCAGUGCUAAGCAGUAAGCUGUUGCCUAUGGCUCUGAGGUUCGUUGGUUUGACCCCAGUGCUAAGCAGUAAGCUGUUGCCUAUGGCUCUGAGGUUCGUGGGUUUGACCCCAGUGCUAAGCAGUAAGCUGUUGCCUAUGGCUCUGAGGUUCGUUGGUUUGACCCCAGUGCUAAGCAGUAAGCUGUUGCCUAUGGCUCUGAGGUUCGUUGGUUUGACCCCAGUGCUAAGCAGUAAGCUGUUGCCUAUGGCUCUGAGGUUCGUUGGUUUGACCCCAGUGCUAAGCAGAAAGCUGUUGCCUAUGGCUCUGAGGUUCGUGGGUUUGACCCCAGUGUUCUUUCUUCGGGUGAUCUUUGGGUGAGUGCAAAAUAGAUCUGUCUUUAAUGUUUGGGGAACAUGGACAAACAUCUAAUAUUGAAGUCCAAAUUUAGUGAUCUCCCUGGUGUGUGUUUGGGUGUUAACUCUGUCUCGGUGUGUGUGUUUGGGUGUUAACUCUGUCUCUGUGUGUGUGUUUGGGUGUUAACUCUGUCUCGGUGUGUGUGUUUGGGUGUUAACUCUGUCUCGGUGUGUGUGUUUGGGUGUUAACUCUGUCUCGGUGUGUGUGUUUGGGUGUUAACUGUCCCUGGUGUGUGUUUGGGUGUUAACUCUGUCUCGGUGUGUGUGUUUGGGUGUUAACUCUGUCUCGGUGUGUGUGUUUGGGUGUUAACUCUGUCUCGGUGUGUGUGUUUGGGUGUUAACUCUGUCUCGGUGUGUGUGUUUGGGUGUUAACUGUCCCUGGUGUGUGUUUGGGUGUUAACUCUGUCUCGGUGUGUGUGUUUGGGUGUUAACUCUGUCUCGGUGUGUGUGUUUGGGUGUUAACUCUGUCUCGGUGUGUGUGUUUGGGUGUUAACUCUGUCUCGGUGUGUGUGUGUGUGUGCAGGGUGUGUGUGUGCGUUCAGCAGGGUGCAUGGUGACUCCGGAACAGGUGGUGUGUCUCCCAGUGAUGUGUGGGACUGCCCCCUCUGGUUACCUGAGAGCUGUCAUGACUUUUCACCUUGACGACCACCUGGAGACAGAGACCCUC
Oncorhynchus keta (chum salmon) is the source of this 2781-nucleotide messenger RNA. RefSeq lists its product as uncharacterized. Lineage: Eukaryota; Metazoa; Chordata; Actinopteri; Salmoniformes; Salmonidae. The record is from RefSeq and is a predicted model, not a curated record. Bases 1069 to 2079 code for a protein of 336 amino acids. The transcript has 6 exons. Gene Ontology annotation, molecular function: protein binding.